This is a messenger RNA of Octopus sinensis (East Asian common octopus), 4478 nucleotides long. Its product is annotated as centrosomal protein of 128 kDa-like. Bases 217 to 3480 code for a protein of 1087 amino acids. The record is from RefSeq and is a predicted model, not a curated record. The transcript has 32 exons. Lineage: Eukaryota; Metazoa; Mollusca; Cephalopoda; Octopoda; Octopodidae.
UUCUCUUUAUUGUUUGUCAAUGUUGUUGUUGUUGUUUAGAUGAAGAGAAAGAGACACCAGCGCACUUGAUGUUGUGACUACUGACUUCCAUCGACUUUUAAAACAAACAGGAGGAGCACAACUGGAGGAUCCAGCAGCUGUGCUAAUUAAGUUUUAAGAAUUCAAUAACGAUGAAGAUAUUAUGAAACAGAAGUGAAAGGGUUGAUCUGACCAAACAUGGCUACCGAAUUAAAUAGUAGAUUUCUCUCUUCAAGUGAGAGCGAUGAUUUCUAUGAACCUAGGACAUAUGGACAUGGUGUCUCCAGCAAUAAUGGAGAUUUUAAUGGCAGGCUCUCUGAACUUGCUGACAAUUUAAAGGACACAACACGAAAUCUAAAAUCACUUGACCAUAUGUUAGAUACUUACAAGGAUAUUGGUCAUGAACAACGCUCUUCCAUUGAUAAAUUACGAAAGGAUUUUGAUACGACUUGUGAUGACAUCCGAGAUGAAAGAUACAGACAAUCAAGUUUAAGUAGAAUAGACCAAGACUACCCAAACCAACCUGGCUACGUACAUCCACAGAGGAAGAAGAAAUCUGCUGUCCAUUUUGCUGAUGAUUUAAAGAAAGAAGUGCAUUCUUUGCACGAGUCAGUGAGAGAUCUGUCUUAUAAUCAGAGAAAAUUUGAAGAUUCUUUGACUGAAGAUCGUGAUCACAGAGAUCGUUUUGCCUUGGAGACAAAACGUGCUAUGAAUGCACUUGCAAAUUCCAUAAACCACCAAACAAACUCAGAAAACAAAGAUUCUACUUCGGCAAGAGUUGAGAAGCGCUUGAGUGCCAUUCAAGAUGAACUUCAAGUUGAACGCCAAAUGUUAAUGGAGAAACAAAAUAAAGAAAAUUUGGGUAGUCUGUCUUCAGAGUUGAAGCAGGCCUUGCAACAGCAUCAAAAUUUCCUCUCUACAGUCCAGACCAAUGCUGCUGCAUCAGUUGUGCCGGUUGCACCAGCAGCCUCACAUCUUGCUCCCACAACACAUCCAAGCAACAAUGUACAAGAGAUGAGCACAUAUAAAACACAAUAUCUGGAGUCUGAAGCACAAAGACAUAAAAUAGAAACAGAAUUGGUCAAUCUCAGGCACCGACUUGACCACAGUGAAGGCAGUCGGAACACUCUGCAACAAGUGGUUGAAGAGCUUCAAAAUCACAUGAAAAGAAGUGAACAAGAAAAAGUGCAACUUCAAGGCCAACUUCAUGACCAAAGAUUAGAUGAGGACACAAGAGAGAGAGACAGACUGAAGCUUUUGGAAAGCGAACGAGAGAAAGAGAAGCAAAGACUGGACAAAGAACUACAAGAACUGAGACAACAUCUCACAAACACUGUAGCAGUCGUUGCCGAGAUGGAUAAUGUACGACAAAAUAUACAUAAGAGUGAACAACAACGAGGUCAGCUCUCGGACCACAUUGAGCUACUAACAAAAGACAUUGAGAACAGAGAUCGACAAAAUGCCAAAAUCCUGAACCAACUCCGUGAAACGGUCGACAAAUAUGAAGUGGCUGAACACGGUCGCAGACAACUGGAAAGUCGAGUGGAUGACUUGAGUUCUCGACUGACUGAGACUACCAAGCAUUUAGACAUAACAAAGAAAGAAUUGAUUGAAACCAAGAGAGCACUUGAAGAAAGUCUGAGAAAGCAGGAUGUUCUGAGAGGCAAAACACAAGAAGCAAUUAAACAAUGGAAAGAGAAAGUUCUAGAUCUUGAGAAAGAACUUGACUGCAACAAACACACAAGUCAGCAGAUGAUGCAAAGAAAUGAAGAACUAAUCAAAGAAUUGGAGUCUUCGAGAGUUCAGCACAACGAAAUGGUCUCACAAUGGGACAGAGCGAAACGAGAACUGACAGAUGCUUUGGCUGUAAAAGCAAAUCAAGAAGAACAGUUACGACUGAAGAAUAUUGAAAAUAAUGAACUAAAGUCGCUGCAGAUGGAUUUGGAAAAAGAACUGAAAGACAGAAAUUCUCAGAUUGAGAAGAUUGAACAAGAGCUGCACCAAUACCAGCUGAAAGUUUCUGCACUGCAGUCUGAAAAAGAUGACAUGAUUGAAAAACUAACUGCAGUUGAAAGUGCACAUCGACUAUCACAGGACCAUGCACAGCAACUAAAGUAUCAACUACAAGAAAUGAGUCAAGCUAAAGCUGAUUUAUCUAGUCAGGUAAACGAAAUUAUGGACCAAAGACAGGAUCUCCGACAAGAAAACGUGAACCUGGAACAAAGAGAGUUACAUCUGAAACAGCAAACAGAAGAUCUAAAGAUUCAGAUGAAAGAGAACCGGGAAAAUUACUUUUCCACGCUUGAAAGCCUGAAAACUGAACUCAAAGAAACUAGAGCUCGUGAAGCACGUAACAACCAGAUGUUCACAAAACACCUAAAUGAAGUGAAAGCUGAACAUAGUGCCUCUUUACACUCAUUGAAAUUUGAAUUGGCUGAAGAACGGUCAGUCCAUAAGAGAACUCGACAGCAAUGUGAUCAACAAAGAGAUGAAAAUGACCAACUUCACCAGAACGUUAGCAGAUUAGAAGAAGAAAAUAACAAAUUAUUAACAAAACUGGAAAAAUCCUUUGAAGAUCUCAAGUCCAAGGAACUGUUGGCAGCUGAUGUCAAGAGGAUUAGAGAUUUAGAGGAACAAUUAUACGAAGCUUUUAGCAAGAUGAAGAAAAUGGAGAAAAAUGAAAUGGAUUACUUGGGAAAUAUAUCAUCCAGUAUUGAUUCUGUUCUACACGCUCUGAAACUACAGAAUGCUUCCUCUCCAGACAAUUUCAAGGCUGAACCAUCAGUGUCGAUCGCACAACAGUUUGAUGAUCCGAAUUUGUGGGUGGCUGAAAUAAAAAACAAGCUAUGCUGGCUUCAGUGUGAAAUACAACUUCACAAUAGUCAACAGAAGAGAGAACCAUUAAAGCCAGCUGCCCAAAUCAUGACAGAUAAAUCCGUUAAGGAGCCAGGCACCAACAAAUCUUCAGAAACACCAACAACUGGGGCAGGAAUGAAUUUUGAAGGGAAGAAAUCUGGAACACCUUUGAAGGAAAAUAUGACCCAAAUAUCUGACUGUGUAGUGAAAAGCCAGCGAACAAUCCCAGCAGCUGUUACAUUUUCAGAAAAACCACUUUUAGAACAAAGGCAACACGUCAUUGAUGAAAUCGAAGACUUCAGGGAAAUUGAGAGAGGAAAAAUAGAAAAACGAUAUCUGAAGUUACAAGAAACCAUGAGAUCCCUGCAACAGGAAUUAGAUUUACCAGUCACCGCAGCCACAGAAAAGCAUCAAGAAAACGACCUGGCAACUCUUGAGAAAGCUUCUACAUGUACAAACCACAGCAACAAAAAACUCACAGAGUCUCAAACAGAUUUAACUCCGUCAAAACAACAUUCUGUGAAUCACUUGGAUUUUUUACUUCAAGCUCACAGUUUAUCCAAUGAAGAUUUUCUCAAUUUUUUACCCGAACAGUCAACUCAUUAAUCCUUUGGAUGAUGACAACCUACCCAAGGCCAAAUCUGGUUUUAUAAAACAAGCUUCCCAUUUUAAAAUUAUCUAUAAUAAAAGCUACCGUUUAAUUUUCAUGUUAAUUUGUGAUCCAAAUACUAGCUUAAUAGCAACUAAAUACUUCAUUCCUUUCAAAAUUAAUUGAAAAAAGACAGCUUAUUUCUGUAGAAAUAUGGUAACAAAAGGGUCAACUGACAUCAAUUUAACAUUUAACCAGUCGACAUGAUAGAACAUUAGCCACUACACACAUUUUUUUUCUCUCCUUGUUUUUUUCUGUGUCCCUUUCUGUAGAAGAGCGUAGGCUUGAAACGUAAAAGACUUUUCCUAUUCCUGAGCGUUAUACAAAUACACUUGUUUGUUUUGUACACCACCUGUCUUCGUCUUUUGUUUUUUUCAUAAACUCUCCCUAACAUUUAACCAUAUACUUUCUUCAACAUGAAGGUUUCCAAUUUUUAGAAUUAGUACUUUAGAGCUUUUUUUAAUACACACACACACACACAUCUGUGCGUGUGUGUGUGUGUUUGUUGUGUGUAAAAAACAUUCAAAUUGUAAUGACAAUUAACCUAAGAGUUAGGAACUCCAAAAAAUGGUGAUGGUCUGUGUUGGCAAUUAGUGAGCAUAAAUCUAUUCAAAAACGGAAUAAAAUGGUGAACUAUGGAGAAAAGUUCAAUAUUUUAGAAAAGAAAAAAAAUCUGGUGAAACAUUUCCAUCAACUUUUUCUGAACCAUUUACAUCACUACUUAGCCUGUUCAAAAGCCACAACUCUGAGAAAGAUGGUGAUUUGUUGCAGCUAUUAUUCAAAAUAAUCUGAGCAAAGAGAAGUUAACUCAACAAUAUGAACAUAAGCACCAAACACAUAUAUUUUCAUAUCCAUUCAUCUCAUGAUAAACAGAUGAGUAUAUAAUCAAUUUGAUUGAUUACAAUUGGAAAUUUGUAUUUUUUCCUUUCUAUUAAAAUAAAAAUAUUUAAACUGA